AUGCCACAAAAAGAUUACAGAAGCCAAACAAGCUGGGAGAGCGGCGUUGCCUCCAUGAUGCGAAACAGUCACAGUGGAGUGAACCAGCUUGGAGGCGUGUUUGUGAAUGGGAGGCCUUUGCCUGAUUCCACUAGACAGAAGAUAGUGGAGUUGGCCCACAGUGGAGCUCGUCCAUGUGACAUAUCCAGAAUUUUGCAGGUAUCUAAUGGCUGUGUGAGUAAGAUCUUGGGCCGGUAUUACGAGACUGGUUCAAUUCGUCCUCGGGCCAUCGGAGGAAGUAAACCCAGGGUGGCCACUCCAGAAGUUGUAGGCAAAAUUGCCUCGUACAAGAGAGAAUGUCCGUCUAUCUUUGCCUGGGAGAUACGAGACAGGCUCUUAGUGGAGGAAGCCUGCACUAACGACAAUAUACCAAGUGUUUCCUCAAUAAAUCGAGUACUCAGGAACCUGGCCAGUGACAAGCAGCAAGUAGUAAAUGAGGGGGUAUUUGAAAAGCUAAAAAUGCUCAACGGACAAGCCACUUGGGCGGGACGCAAUGGGUGGUACCCUGGGUCGUCACUCAGUAUCACAGAAAAUAUGUGUUUGCAAGCAGAAGGAGCGGAAAAAAACGUAUCAGCUAGUUCAAACAAUGAAGAUUCGGAGGAGACUCAAAUGAGGCUUCAGCUGAAGAGGAAACUGCAGAGAAACAGAACAUCAUUCACACAAGACCAAAUAGAAGCGCUUGAAAAAGAAUUUGAAAGAACUCACUAUCCAGAUGUGUUUGCCCGAGAACGUCUUGCCAACAAAAUAGACCUACCUGAAGCACGGAUACAGGUUUGGUUUUCCAACAGAAGAGCAAAGUGGAGAAGAGAAGAAAAGUUGAGAAAUCAACGCCGUCAGGUGUCCAACUCCUCCAACCAUGUUCCCAUUAGCAGCAGUUUUAACAGCAGUGUUUACCAAUCUCUACCCCAACCUACUACACCAGUGUCCUUCUCAUCAGGAUCUGUGUUGGGGAGGUCCGACUCAGUUCUGUCCUGCACCUACAGCUUACCGUCAAUGCCACACUUCAGUAUGACAGCUAGCCUGCCUAUGCAAGCAUCUUGUCAGACGUCUUACUCGUGCAUGCUGCCCGCCAGCACAGGUGUAAAUGGAAGAAAUUAUGAGACCUAUACUCCUCCACAUAUUCAACAGCAUAUGAACAACCAGCCAUUGACCUCCUCUGCCACUUCAACGGGUUUGAUUUCUCCAGGAGUCUCAGUUCCCGUCCAGGUUCCAGGCAAUGAAACAGACUUGUCACAGUAUUGGCCACGUCUGCAGUGAAGUGAUGUCAUCCACCAAAGCACUUGUUUCAAACUAAGUGCACAACACUCACUUUACAACUCAAUUGUGAAAAAGGACCUUUUAUUGAGAAUGCCUCUCAGGAUCAGAUUACACUAAGUAAGAGGCAAGUGAGACAGUAGGACCUAUUUUCGUGUGCUGUGCAACUCUAGACAAAGGUUAGGCUGCAACAUGUGAAAGGUCGUUAUGGUUGUUUUGGUGGACUUUGAAAGAAGGCAGGAUGACAAUUGUCCCCAUCCCUAAACCUAACCAAUUCAGAAUAUGUUUUUUCAUCCACUUAAAAAGAACAUUCUUGCCAUAGAGAUACAGUACAGUGGUACCUCUACAUAUGAAUUUAAUUCGUUCCAGGACCUGGUUUUUAAGUCAAAAUGGUCAUAUGUUGAUCGGGAUUUUCCCAUAAGAAUACAUUGUAAUUAGAUUAAUUUGUUCCGCAGCCCAAAACCCUACACUAUCCCCUUAAUAAAUACUGCAGACACAAUUUCAAAUAGCAAUUACACAUAGUAGAGCAAAUAAAUUAUAAAUAAAAAUCAGAAUACUCAUAAUAAUAUAUAAUAAUUUUACUGUCACCUUGUCGUGGUAUUUACAGAAUUCACCCGGGAGAACGUUUUUGGUUAGAGAAAAAGCUGGAGGUUGUUAGUUUUUACCCGUGUCCAUGCUGGUUGACUUGUGUGCAAUGUUGCCUCUAAUUUUUCAUGUGUCUGAGCAGACACACAAACUUCCAGAGCACACUGAAGACCACUGUGAGCAACAUCAGAUGUGUACGCUGUGGCCACACACCAGUAUCACGCCUGUUCAAAACCUUGGAUCAUAGCAAGUUGCAUGGCUUAUUAAAAUAAUGAGAUCACAGCAGCAAUUUUCAUUAGAUUACUUUUAAUAUAAUUGAUUUGGCCCACUUAAAAUGAAAGACAAAAACUGUUUAUGAGAUGCGUACUAUGUUAUAUGUGAGAGCCCUGUUUUAACCAUAGGAAAAGUUAAUAGUCAAAAAGUAAAAAAAAAAAAAAAAAAAAAACACUAUUACCUGACUUUGGCCGACAGCCGCUACAAACAGCGCCCAGUUGCAAGUUGUUACAAACAUAAGGCCACAUACGGCUACGUUAGAUAUCAAAUAUAUGUAGAACUAGAUGUAAAAUGACAGAUGACAGCGGCGUUAGAACAUGUAUUAGAGAACUAGAUGCAAAAUGACAGACUUGCCGUCGUUAGUAAACAGCCGCCAUCUUAAAGCAGCAGACUUCUCUAGAAGGCUCUGUUGUAGCGAACCUAUACUCCUAAAUCGGCAAAAAUUUAACUUGAAUCUAUCUUUAAAUGAUGAAACAGUUUUAAAACUUUGACAUGUCGAAAGUACACAGAAGGGAAAUUAUGAAUAACGGGAGCAAUUUUAACAACUUUACCGGUUGAUUCACAACAUUAAAUUAAUUGAAUGUAGUUUAAAGCUGCUGAUACAGAAUGGGGACUUGAGUAUUUUAUUUAUUGUUAUUAACUUUUAACUUGGUACUGAAAUACUAGUUUCGUUUAGCCUGAGAGGAUUUUUGAACAA
Messenger RNA from Corythoichthys intestinalis (scribbled pipefish), 2848 nucleotides. RefSeq names its product paired box protein Pax-6-like. Gene Ontology annotation, molecular function: RNA polymerase II cis-regulatory region sequence-specific DNA binding; DNA-binding transcription factor activity, RNA polymerase II-specific. The transcript has 11 exons. Gene Ontology annotation, biological process: anatomical structure development; regulation of transcription by RNA polymerase II. Bases 1 to 1296 code for a protein of 431 amino acids. The record is from RefSeq and is a predicted model, not a curated record. NCBI's taxonomy places the organism in Eukaryota, Metazoa, Chordata, Actinopteri, Syngnathiformes, Syngnathidae.